Rotaria socialis is the source of this 597-nucleotide messenger RNA. The record is from the annotation of a GenBank genome assembly. Lineage: Eukaryota; Metazoa; Rotifera; Eurotatoria; Philodinida; Philodinidae.
AUGCUCUUUUUCAUAGAACAAACUCGUGCUGACGAAAUCAAAAGUAAUUACGAUGUACGAACUAUUCCAGAAUUAGUUAUUCUGUCUCCAACUGGCGAAGUUCUCUACUCAAAUUGUAUUAACGAAGUAAGCGGUGAAGGUGCCGAAUUCUUUCGACAAUGGUAUUGUGUGAAGGAAAAACCGACAAAAACCAUCGUAAAAGUAGAAACCACAACAACAAAGGCAGUUACAACGACUGUGUUCAUUGAAUUGCUCGGCGAACAAUUGCUCCAGCACAGUGUUGAUGAAUCGAGCCAAACAACCACCUACAUGCCCACCAGUAAACUCGAGGGCAAGACUGUCGGUCUUUAUUUUUCUGGUCACUGGUGUCAACCUUCACGAGAAUUUACAGUAAAAUUGGCUGAAGCAUACAAGAAUGCAUACGAAUAUGUGGAUGGCAAGUUUGAGAUUGUGUUUGUCUCCUGGGAUAAUGAAGAAAACGCUUAUGAAAACUUUUACAACGAAAUGCCAUGGAAAGCGUUACCAUUUACAGGUAGUUCUAUAUUAAUUACUGGGGUAACGAAUUCAUCAUCCAUACGUGAGAUGAUGUGUUCUUAG